Drosophila santomea is the source of this 874-nucleotide messenger RNA. RefSeq names its product RNA-binding protein cabeza-like. The transcript has a single exon. Gene Ontology annotation, molecular function: RNA binding; transcription coregulator activity. Gene Ontology annotation, biological process: regulation of DNA-templated transcription. Lineage: Eukaryota; Metazoa; Arthropoda; Insecta; Diptera; Drosophilidae. The record is from RefSeq and is a predicted model, not a curated record. Gene Ontology annotation, cellular component: nucleus. The coding region runs from base 314 to 757 and encodes 147 amino acids.
UAGAAGAUCAAUAGCCCUCGCAAAAAUUCAAGUUCUGUUGCACUAAAAUAUGCCUUGGUUAAAUUAGUGCAUAUGGCUUUUAGAGGUUGCAUUACUUGUAAAAAGCGGCUUAUACUGUAACGAACUGAUUUGCUUGGUCUGCUCGCUACGGAAUACGUGCGGUUAGCUCAGUAGAGCUUUGUGCGUUCGUCCCACCAAAUUUAUAGAAUAACGUGAUCACCCGGUUACCAGUAAUAACACUUGCAGUUUUCGUUCUUGGGUUUAUUCGUGCUUGGACUUGCAAUGAAAUCUGAUUAUCCGGCCGUAGUGCCGGAUGGAUCGUCCAACGGACUCGUUCCGCUGUCUCGACGCUCCCGUCGUCCUGAGUGGUGGACGCUUUGACCGUGGAGGAGGCGGUGGAGAUGGUCGUGGCGGCGGCAAUGUACAACCGCGUGAUGGCGACUGGAAAUGCAACAGCUGUAAUAACACCAACUUUGCCUGGCGCAACGAAUGCAAUAGAUGCAAGAUUUCCAAGGGCGACGACAAGGGAUCGAGCGGUGGUGGCGGCGGAGGCUACGACCCUGGAAAUGAUCGUGGAUCCGGCGGCGGUGGAUAUCAGAACAGAGAUCGCGGCGGAAGCUCGCAAGGAGGCGGCGGCGGUGGCGGCUACUCGCAAUUCAAUGACAAUGGCGGAGGACGGGGUGGCGGCGGCGGCAACCGCCGUGAUGGUGGUGGACCCAUAAGGAACGAUGGCGGCAUGCGUUCUAGACCAUAUUAAGCGCAUGCCAGCCAAUGGCGGCACCUAUUUUUUUCACUUUUACGUAUUAAUUGUAGCGAGUACCCCUUUAAAUGUACUUUUAAAUUUACCAGUCAGAGCCAAUUAUAAAUUAUAAUU